GAAGUUUUAUUAAACAAAAAAUAUAGGAAUAUUUUGUUGCGCAGUUACAACGAACUAUAGUCACAGCACUAUCACAAUAUAUAAUUUGUCUUCUGCGCAAUAUAGUCUAGAUAUAAUACUAUAUCUUUAUAUAGAUAACCGAAGAAAUUAUAACGCAUCUAUUUCAUACUUCAAUACUCGUAUCGGUAUUAAAAAAUAAAAAUAUUUAGAAGUGUGAUGUCCGCUUUCAACAGAAAUCAAAUAAGAAUCGACAAGUAUCAAGCUCAGUUUGUGGCUGUGUCCGCGAGCUCUAUUAAUGAAGACCGUCUCAACGAUGGGGGGCGCGUGCUUCUACCCCCAGUAGCACUGCAAAAGAUUUCAAGUCUUUCCAUGGUCUAUCCUCUCCAGUUUAUGAUCACAGCCCAUCGACAAAAGCCUUUGUUUGCAGCUGUUCUGGAAUUCAACGCAGAGAUGGGCAGCAUCGUCCUACCUGACUGGAUGUUCCAGCAACUCAAGCUGAGGCCUGGUGCCAUGGUACGUGUUGAAACCUGCAAUUUAGAAGAGGGGAAUCUUGUCAAGCUGCAACCGCACAAAAAAGCUUUUGUGAUGCUACAGGAUCCGAGGCGUGUAUUAGAGAUGCGUAUCAACAAGUAUCCUAUUUUGACAAAAGGCUCUACAAUUGUUAUUCAUUACGCCAAGCAGGAUUUUCUUAUAAACGUGGUCGACUUGCUCAACCCUGUCGGGAAGCCAGUCGAGGCGGUACUAACCGCACGAGCAGACGCGGGUGCGACGGAAUUGAAGGUCGAAUUUGAGCGACCACUAGAUAUGCCCGACUCACCAACGGAGGCCUCUUCCUCGACUGCAUUUCCAACCGGCAAUAACGUCAUUGGCGCGAGCCAAGGCAACAACGUUGUGCAGUUCAAACCCUUUGAGUAUAAGCCUCCGUCGCUAAAUCCAUCGUCGCAGGCCCAGCAGCUGGAACCAUCCUCAAAGCAGGAUGCCAAUAGCACUGCAAAAGAAAAAGGUAGCGGUGAAGGUAACCCCACUUUUGUACCUUUUUCAGGUACCGGGAACGCGCUGUGUUCUGGAAACGAACCAACAUCCGAUUUGGCAGCGGUUCCAGACACUAACGAACUCUCAAGGAUGCGAGAAAAGAGACUACAAGCGCUUCUAGGCCGAAAGUAACUGAUGUUUUAUAGGUUAUGGAUGAUACGCUUUUUGAGUUCUGCCUCUGCUGUCUAAGGGGUGUUACUGAUGGCUAUUUAUCCUUCCUAUGCAUGCGACUUCCAUUUUGUCAUUUAUUUACUUGUCGGGAUGUCACUGGAGUUUAUUGUGUGACGUUUCACUGUGAUCCUUAGCAGAGAAUAUACUAUUUAAAGAAUUGAUUUGGCAAUAUUUUUUAGGGAAGCACUGCAUAACAAAAAAAA
Phytomonas sp. Hart1 is the source of this 1406-nucleotide messenger RNA. NCBI's taxonomy places the organism in Eukaryota, Euglenozoa, Kinetoplastea, Trypanosomatida, Trypanosomatidae. The record is from the annotation of a GenBank genome assembly.